AUGGUCAAAUUCAACUUACCCAAACCUCUACGUCUUAUGUCUGUCCACAGAGAAAAAGUUGAGUUGGCCUCGUUGCCCCACACCUUCGACAAGCCCAUUCCAUUGGCCGUGAUCGGCGGCACUGGUCUUUAUGACUUGCCUAACCUUAAGCCUGUGGCUAGACUUACAGUAUCUACGCCUUGGGGCUUUCCAUCGGCCCCGAUCACCGUCUCCAUCACGGAGUCCGGUCAUCCAAUCGCCUUUUUGGCCAGGCACGGUCUCCAUCACGACUUGUUGCCUUCAGAUGUGCCUUCUCGUGCUAACAUUGCUGCGUUGAAGAAGCUUGGUGUCAGGGCCAUCAUUGCCUUCUCUGCUGUAGGCUCGUUGCAGCCAGAAAUCAAGCCUAGAGACUUUGUGGUGCCCACCCAGGUCAUUGACCGUACCAAGGGUAUCCGUCCGUCGACAUUUUUCGAGCGUGGCUUCGUGGCACAUGCAAUGUUCGGCGAACCUUUUGACUUAAAGCUCAACAAGAUCAUCUCGGACUCCAUCCCGCUGUCUGGAUUCUUGGAGGGUUUCGAGACCGACGCUAAACCUAUCUUGCACACCAAGGAACACACCAACAAGGGCGAGGACUUGACUGUGAUCUGUAUGGAGGGCCCUCAGUUCAGUACUCGUGCAGAGUCUAGACUCUACAGAACUUGGGGAGGUUCGGUGAUUAAUAUGUCUGUUUUGCCAGAGGCAAAGUUGGCUCGUGAAGCCGAGAUUGCCUACCAGAUGAUUUGUAUGUCGACUGACUACGACUCGUGGAACGAAAGUGAGGAGCCAGUGACUGUGGAGACGGUUGUUGGUAACUUGAAGGCCAACUCUGCUAAUGCACACAAGGUUGCUGCCAAGUUAAUUGAUGUUGUUUCAGACGAACUUUUCACAGGAAAGUCUGGAUUGGGAAGCGAUUUGGAGGGCACCAUGAAGUUUGCUGUGAGUACCAGUCCACAUGGUGUGAAGAAAGAAUUGUUGGAGAAGAUGCACUAUUUAUUCCCUGGCUACUGGCCAGUGCAGUAG
Sungouiella intermedia is the source of this 1038-nucleotide messenger RNA. Lineage: Eukaryota; Fungi; Ascomycota; Pichiomycetes; Serinales; Metschnikowiaceae. The record is from the annotation of a GenBank genome assembly.